Molecule: messenger RNA, 3656 nt
Organism: Alosa alosa (allis shad)
Lineage: Eukaryota; Metazoa; Chordata; Actinopteri; Clupeiformes; Clupeidae
Gene: tgm1l1
Product: transglutaminase 1 like 1
Exons: 13
Coding region: 130-2355 (741 amino acids)
Biological process (GO): peptide cross-linking
Molecular function (GO): protein-glutamine gamma-glutamyltransferase activity
Source: RefSeq, a predicted model, not a curated record
UAGUCUGACGUUCAGUUCGAUUUCAGCACCACCGCCGUCAAAAGAAAGUUAAGAUAGUCGUUAAUUGGUGGAGUUAAAAGUAUCAGAACAAGAAAACCGGAAUUCAGAAACUUUGGCUACAACAUCAAGAUGCCUGGAACAGCUCGCAAUGCAUCAGGGGUGGGGCGUUUCCCCGGCGUCACCUUUAGCAACGGGGAUGCUGCCCCCGAGAAAGAGAAGGUGAUGAAUGAGAAGGAGCCGGAGGAGGGGGGCUGUCGCCAGUGGCUGAGAAGGAUCUGCCCGUGCUGCUGCCGCCAGAAGAGCACCUCGUACGAAGUCACGCCAGGCGCCCACAACGAGGUGGACGCCAAAGAGGAGGAGAAGCCGACACCGCUGCCUGAACCAGCCCUGCCCCAGACCGGAGAUAAGGAGAUGGAGGAGCUGCAGUUGGCGGUUCGCUCUGUGGACCUGCACAGCUCCAAGUGUGGCCAGAAUCGCACUGAGCAUCACACCGACCAGUACCACGGAGAUGAAUUGAUCGUGCGCCGCGGCCAGACCUUCCAGAUGGAGAUUGACCUCUCGCGACCCUUCAACGAGAACACAGACAAGCUGCACCUAGAGCUCAAGACAGGGCCCUUACCGCUGGUCUCCAAGGGAACGCACGUCAUCAUCCCAUUGGUAGAUGAUCUGGAGGAUGAGUGCUGGGAGGCCAAGAUCGUUGAGCAAAAUGGCAACAGGAUCAAGCUGUCUGUCAACUCCCCAGCCAAAGCUCUGAUUGGCAAGUACAGCAUCGCCGUGGCAACACGAGGCCCGGAAGAGGAGGUGGUCACCAUGUAUGACCCCAACAAAGUCAUCUACAUGCUCUUCAACCCCUGGCGUGAAGAGGACAUCGUGUACAUGGACAGCGACGAGGAGAGGAACGAGUACGUGCUGAAUGACACUGGAAGGAUCUACUACGGCACGGAGAAACAGAUUGGUGCUCGCACCUGGAACUUUGGACAGUUUGAUAAGGACAUCCUGGAGGCCUGCAUCUACAUUCUGGAGAAGAGUGAUGUGUUGCCGUCUGGCAGAGGAAACCCUGUCAAUGUGGUCAGAGUCAUAUCUGCUAUGAUUAAUUCUCCGGAUGACUUGGGCGUUCUAGAGGGGAACUGGUCAGGGAACUACGUGGGCGGAACGUCUCCCACCGCUUGGAGUGGCAGUGUGGACAUCCUGAGGAAGUACUACCACGGGGGAGGGGCGCCCGUCAAAUAUGGCCAGUGCUGGGUCUUCUCCGGAGUCACUACAACGGUGCUCAGGUGUCUGGGAAUACCCGCGCGCAGCGUGACCAACUUUCAGUCCGCACACGACACCGACGUCUCCCUGACGACCGACGUGUACUUUGAUGAGAACAUGGAGCCUAUCGACUACCUCAACUCUGACUCUGUGUGGAACUUCCACGUGUGGAACGACUGCUGGAUGGCUCGCCCGGACCUGCCCCCCGGCAUGGGCGGAUGGCAGGCUGUGGACUCCACACCCCAGGAGACCAGCCAGGGCACCUUCCGCUGUGGCCCAGCCUCCGUCACCGCCAUCCGCACCGGCCAGGUGUACCUCAAGCAUGACACGCCCUUCGUCUUUGCUGAGAUCCUCCUUUAUCUGUGUGCAUCAGGCUCAGAAGAGGAGCGCAUUGCAGUGGAGACCGCCAGUCGGUAUGGCACCAAGCCGCACGUCUACUCAUCACCCGUAGCGGAGGACGUGAGCGUGGAGGUGAAGCUGGAAGGUGAGGGUCCUCGCAUGGGGGCCGAUGCACAGCUCACUAUCGUGGUGACCAACCUGAGUGCGCAGCCCCGCAGUACCAACCUUCACAGCCAGGUGGCGGUCAUGUACUACACUGGCGUGCUGAAGAGCACAGUGAAGAAGGACAAGCUGCCUGUGGAGCUCAUGCCUAAUGAAGUGAAGACCAUCAACUGGGUCCUGCCCUUCCAGCACUACCAGGACCAGCUGGUGGACCAGGCAGCGCUGAUGCUGACCGUGUCGGGUCGGGUCUCGGAGACCAAACAGGUGCUGGCCUCUCAGACCAGCUUCCGACUCCGCACACCUGACAUCAACAUCAAGCCUGAGGGGGAGGCAGUGGUGGGGAAGGAGAUGUCAGCCAAGAUCACCUUCACCAACCCUCUGCCGUCCACGCUGCGUAACGUGGUCCUGCGUGUGGAGGGCCUGGGGCUGAGAGACCUGCACCCCAUCCAGAUCGGUGACGUGGGCCGCCACUCCACGGUGACGGUGACGGAGCACUUCAUCCCUUCGCUGCCGGGGAGCAGGAAGCUGGUGGCGGCGCUUGACUGCAAGCAGCUCACCCAGGUGCACGGCGUUGCCGACAUCCAGGUGACGGAGAACCUGUGAACCUGUCGUCAUGCCACUGUGCCUCUCCCACAGACACCAGACCUCUCAUCUAUGCCCUCUCCCACCUGCCCACUCCACCCCUCAGCGUAUGCACAGUAUUGAAGUUUGAAGGUCUGUUUAGGGUCUACCUCUCUCAAUCUAGUCUGUUUUUUUAUACACUCCCAUUGUGUGAACUUGGAAGAUGGAAGUAGUCCUCGAAAGUUAACUGAAGUUCAGUGUUUGGUGAUUAAGUCACAUUCUCCAUUACAUUCUGUUUUUAAACAUGACACAGGACCAGCCUUUACUAGCCUUGUAUAGUCAGGUGGACAGUAUAAUUGCCCACAUCAUUAAUAGAAUCUGAAUUUUGAAACAGAUGACAUUUUAAAAUAGCAUUUAGGACUAACAUUUUUGCCUAAAGUUGCAGGGAUAUUUGGGGAUCUGGGGUGGGUGCUUAGUGGAAUAAAAACCUGUAGACUGAGUCAUUUACAGAAUGUGAACCCUCAUCAAGUAUUGCCAAAGGAAAGUCUGGUCGACUAGUUGAGACCAAUCCCUGUCUUUUACCUGAAUAAACAUGGAACCAUUAUGUAGUUAUAGCAGUUUAACAAGCAUUUCAACUAUUGUAGGUGACACAGAAACACUUUGUCACCAUCUACUAGAGAAUUAUUUUAUUGUUUUAUUUGUGUAAUAUUAAGCUCCAGUUGUACCACUGAGCUGUCAUCCUGUAUCCAUAUGCAAUUUCCAUUUUGAUACAUCUUUAAUGAACGUAAAACAAAGUGCCCUUUCAGCACGCCUUCAAUGUAAUUAUCUGAUUGUCUUGUAGAUGUUUUAUAUAUGAUUAUUACAAAGCAAUAUGACAGAUGACCUGACUGGACGUUUACAAUAGGUGAUUAAAUAGCAACCUAAAAUAGCUUUCUCUCAAUGAAAGAAAAAAUAUUCCAAGUGCUAUGCACGUCUGCAUUUCAAACCAUCUAGUGUUGCCACUUUUGUACUGACAAAGUGUAUGUAACCCUGUGCACUAUACCAAAUGUAUGAAAUUAGAUAUUUGCUCUUAUGUAGCCCACAUGAUCAAAGCCUUAUGAUGCCACAGAAAUCCAUGGUGAAGACUUUAUGUCAGGAUCACAGUAUUAAGCACAUAUUGUACCAUUUGCAACCAACUGGUUGGCAAUAUCUAAAAGUUUGUAAUUUGUCCUGCACUUAAAAAGGUUAUAUGAAGAAAAGCAUACUGUAGUUGUGUCAUACAAUUAUUAUUUAUCUAUGUGUUUACAUUAUUGUUGUUUGUCAGAUGCUGUAUUUUGUUGCUAAUAAAACAAAAUGUAAGGAGA